AUGUCUCGCAGGUUAAAUUUACUUACACCCCCUUUAAUUCUCUUCUUCAUUUUCGCUUUCACUUUUUAUAUAAGGAGAGAUCAGCUGCUACAGCCCCUAACGUUGACUCGACAUGACGGUGGCAUCCCGAGUCGGCCAAGCUGGUCACUUGUCGAGGAUGGUGCCAUUCUACCCUCGUCCAAUAUUACCCAGUAUCUUGGGGCAAUUUUUAAUGCACAAUCAUCCACGUUACCAAAUCUUGAGUGCCCUGCGAUCAACACAACACGAUACGAUGCGCUCAAGGUCAAGGGCUUUUCAGGCCCUGCAACCAAAUAUUUCUUCGCACUAAACUUGCGACAAAAUCUCGUCCUGCUGCCUCGACUCAUUGGCAGUAUAGUUGAAGCAAGUAGAUUCCUUGGCCCAGAGCAUUGCACCUUGUCCAUUGUCGAGGGCAACUCCCCGGAUGGUACUGCAGAUGUUCUGUCUGCACUUCGGCCAGCGCUGGAAAGCGUUGGAAUAACAUACUAUUUGAAAUCGUCGGAAAUAGAUCCUAGCGAGGAUGAUCGGAUUGGCCGCCUUGCGCGGCUGCGAAAUCUGGCUUUGGCACCUCUCUUUGAUGUCCCUGGAAAGGCGACGAAGGAUACGACUGUUGUAUUUCUAAACGACGUAUCUGCCUGUGCCGAAGAUAUACUAGAGUUGCUUCACCAGAAGAAAUCCCUUGGCGCCGACAUGACAUGCGCAAUGGACUGGACUCAUGCUGCCAAAGACCCAACCUUCUAUGAUGUGUGGGUUGCUCGCAGCAUUGAUGGAGAUUCCUUUUUCGACAUUCCGCCGAAUGGAAGUUGGGAUUCUGCGUGGAAUAUAUUCUGGAACGCGGAGAAGACCCGAACUCGAUUCCUUGACAAGCGACCUUUCCAGGUAUUCUCUUGUUGGAACGGUGCCACAGCCUUCACUGCCGAACCCAUUAUCAAGCAGACGGUUCGCUUUAGAUCAGCAAACGAAGCAGCUGGCGAGUGCAUGCAGGGGGAACCGCAACUGUUUUGUAAAGAUUUAUGGGCCAAAGGCUACCGCAAGAUCGCUGUUAUACCAUCAGUCAACUUGGAGUAUUCGAUUGAAAAGGGAAAGAUGAUUAAAGAAGCCAAGGGCUUUACUUCAGACAAUGUGGCAAACCAAGACGCCGCCGGAGACAAGAUAGACUGGAAGGGUGAUCCGCCUGAGAAAGUUAAAUGCAUGCCAACUUGGGGAAACCAAUAUUGGCAGCUGUGGAAUGAGACGUUGAAAUGA
This is a messenger RNA of Pochonia chlamydosporia 170, 1263 nucleotides long. RefSeq names its product glycosyltransferase family 69. Lineage: Eukaryota; Fungi; Ascomycota; Sordariomycetes; Hypocreales; Clavicipitaceae. The coding region runs from base 1 to 1263 and encodes 420 amino acids. The transcript is spliced from 2 exons. The record is from RefSeq and is a predicted model, not a curated record.